AUGGGGGCCAGGGGGCGAAGAGGUGCAGCCGCCACGCUUAUCCUCAACCAGAAUGGGGGCGAAGAGGUGCAGCCGCCACGCUUAUCCUCAACCAGAAUGGGGGCCAGGGGCAAAAGGCGAAGAGGUGCAGCCGCCACGCUUAUCCUCAACCAGAAUGGGGGCGCUCAUCCUCAAGCAGAAUGCGGAAGCCACAACAAGAGGCGAAGAGGUGCAGCCGCCACGCUUAUCCUCAACCAGAAUGGGGGCCAGGGGGAAGAGGCGCUCAUCCUCAAGCAGAAUGCGGAAGCCACAACAAGAGGCGAAGAGGUGCAGCCGCCACGCUUAUCCUCAACCAGAAUGGGGGCCAGGGGGAAGAGGCGAAGAGGUGCAGCCGCCACGCUUAUCCUCAACCAGAAUGCGCUCAUCCUCAAGCAGAAUGCGGAAGCCACAACAAGAGGCGCAGCCGCCACGCUUAUCCUCAACCAGAAUAGGGGCCAGGGGGUACAGCCGCCACGCUUAUCCGGUGCCAGGCGAAGAGGUGCAGCCGCCACGCUUAUCCUCAACCAGAAUGGGGGCCAGGGGGAAGAGGCGCAGCCGGGUGCCAGGCGAAGAGGUGCAGCCGCCACGCUUAUCCUCAACCAGAAUGGGG
Molecule: messenger RNA, 628 nt
Organism: Symbiodinium sp. CCMP2592
Lineage: Eukaryota; Dinophyceae; Suessiales; Symbiodiniaceae
Source: the annotation of a GenBank genome assembly